UUAAAUGGACUUCCCUUGCCCGGAAUUCGUCACUUGUUCAUCCCGCGAUUGUCUUUUCAGCCACCGGUAGCUUGUGGGUGCCUUAAAUGCGAUAGUCAAUUAUGAUUGUAUGUCUACUUACAUUAAAUAUAAUUAUUAAUAUAUGCCUACUGUAUGAUAGCUAGCAAAUUAAUUAUCUAAAUAAUGUUAGCCUGCCUACCUGGAACUUCUGAAGGAUGUUUUAUUUCUACAAUUCCCAAAAGCUAACCGAACAAAAACAUAAUUACCGUCAUGUGCAUUAGUAGCACAAUUUCUAACUUAUUUACAUUUGUUUUUUACUUACACGUACUUGUAUGUUGACUCUAUAUUGACGUUGAGGUUUUAUGUUUUGGCGGAUGUACAAUCAUCGCGAAUUGAAUUACUGUGCGUUUCAAGCCCAGUAGUGAACGUAAUUGUACACUCGCAAACUCCAUUAAAAACAAGGGCUUGUGUUGCAAACUUCCCUUGCUUGGCUAAUCAUUUGGACCGACGACCAAUAUGGCUGCGGGGAUUCCCCCAAGGGCAUAAGGCGAGGUCUGGGCAUUUUAGUGAAGACAUGAUCCCUACAGUUGGAUUCAACAUGAGGAAGAUCACAAAAGGCAACGUUAACAUCAAGAUCUGGGAUAUAGGAGGGCAGCCGAGGUUCAGGAGCAUGUGGGAACGUUACUGUCGGGGAGUUAACGCAAUUGUAUACAUGGUGGAUGCAGCUGACCGUGAGAAGGUGGAGGCUUCCAGGAAUGAGCUGCACAAUUUGUUAGACAAGCCUCAGUUGCAAGGAAUUCCUGAACUUGGCAGCUAUUCAAGACAGAGAGAUUUGCUGCUACUCCAUUUCCUGCAAAGAGAGAGACAACAUAGAUAUCACACUGCAGUGGCUCAUCCAACAAUCAAAAUCUGGGAGAAGCUGAAAGUACAGGAACUCUGUCCUCCCAGCUCCAUCUUCCAUGUUACCCUCAUGCCACACCCUGUUCACUCUCUGUUCACAUAUCUACAGUGUUCCCUCCAACUCAGAUGCUGCACUGUGCCCCCUGCCCGUUCCUCCCUGUUCUAAUUUUAUCCAAUGAUUCUCCCCCACAAACCCCCAUACCUCUGCACUACCAAAAGAUGGUAGCCCCUGGUCAAUGCCAAAUACCACAUCCCAUGAGUCACAGAAUGGGCAUUACUCCUCUGCCAUGAGGUGCUACUUCAGUCUCUUGAACAGAGAGAGGUUUAGUCUGUCAGCCUUUUUCAUUCUAUGGGCUGAACGACAGGCGUUUCCCACACCUGUAAGUCCAACUGAUUAUAACACUAGUGUAGCGAUCCUACACCCUCAGGAUGGGUUGUUUAGCCACUGACUGGGGCCUCAUCAUUAUACAUGUUCUCCAGACAGUCCUGUGAGAAGCUAUAGGGAAAAUAAGACAUACACUACAUGACCAAAAGUAUGUGGACACCUGCUCGUCGAACAUUAAUUCCAAAAUCAUGGGCAUUAAUAUGGAGUUGGUCCCUCCUAGGCCUGGCUCACAGUCGGCUGUCCAUUU
Oncorhynchus tshawytscha (Chinook salmon) is the source of this 1532-nucleotide messenger RNA. Its product is annotated as ADP-ribosylation factor-like protein 8B-A. The transcript has 6 exons. The coding region runs from base 575 to 1066 and encodes 163 amino acids. Gene Ontology annotation, biological process: protein transport; anterograde axonal transport. Lineage: Eukaryota; Metazoa; Chordata; Actinopteri; Salmoniformes; Salmonidae. Gene Ontology annotation, cellular component: lysosomal membrane. The record is from RefSeq and is a predicted model, not a curated record. Gene Ontology annotation, molecular function: GTPase activity; GTP binding.